This is a messenger RNA of Trichoplax adhaerens, 3072 nucleotides long. RefSeq lists its product as uncharacterized. Bases 1 to 3072 code for a protein of 1023 amino acids. Lineage: Eukaryota; Metazoa; Placozoa; Uniplacotomia; Trichoplacea; Trichoplacidae. Gene Ontology annotation, biological process: phosphatidylinositol 3-kinase/protein kinase B signal transduction; phosphatidylinositol-3-phosphate biosynthetic process; phosphatidylinositol-mediated signaling. The record is from RefSeq and is a predicted model, not a curated record. Gene Ontology annotation, molecular function: 1-phosphatidylinositol-3-kinase activity; 1-phosphatidylinositol-4-phosphate 3-kinase activity. Gene Ontology annotation, cellular component: plasma membrane; phosphatidylinositol 3-kinase complex; cytoplasm. The transcript is spliced from 19 exons.
AUGAGUUUAGCCAUUGAUUUUUUACUCCCUACUGGCCUGAUGAUUACGUUAGAAUUCUCCAAAAGUAUUACUAUAUCCCAGAUGAAACAACAAGUAUGGGAAAGAGCAGCGGCAAUGCCAUUUGGAGAGUUAAUGUUUGAAUGCCCAUCCUAUCAUUUAAUGUUCAUCAAUCAUCGUGGUGAACGAGAGGAAAUGACCGACGAAUCCAGACGAUUAUCCGAUAUUCGACCAUUUGCAGCAAUAUUUAAAUUUGUCGAAAGAGUUGGUGUUCCACCGGAGAAAAGAUUAGACCAACAAAUUGCAGAAUUGAUUGAGUGUAAAUUAGACUUGAGUGAAAUACCUCUGAAAGUGGAAAUUGAAGAUUGUCAUCAAUCUCUUCAAGAAUUAUGCCAUGAAGUUGUUACCCGGCGUGCCAAUAGCUCAGAAGAAGACAGAGCUAAUUAUCUCUAUAGACCUCCAAUGUCAUUAUCACAAUUGCCAUCGUACUUAGAAGAGCGUUAUGAAAAAAAGGGCGGAAUAUUAAUUACUGUAUUAUAUCAAUCGGAUGAUCGCAUUGAUGACGGUUGCAAUAAGCAUACUACUUCUGUACCACAUAACCAAACUGCUUCAUUUGUGGUACGACAAGUUCUAAAAGCUAAGGCUAAGAAAGGUCAAGGAAACGUUCACCAAGAAGACUACAAUAGUUAUGUCUUAAAAAUUUGUGGCCGUAACGAAUAUCUCAUCUCAGAGGUUCCAAUCCAUCAAUAUAAAUUUAUUCGCCUGGCUAUGAUUCGUGAUGAGUCUCCUAUUGUAGUACUACAAAAACGAUUAAAACUAAAGUUAAAAGAAUGUGAUUUACCCAAUGAAGCGUAUACUCCACCUCCUCUACCCAAGAAAAUCGAUAUCCAAACGAAAACUGUAUGGGAUAUUGAAGCCAAAUAUUCAAUGGAAUUUAUGUAUAUUAGCGAUAUGAAUAUUGGAGACGAAACAAGCAUGUUACGGAUAAAAGCCUGUCUGUACCAUGGCGAAGAGCCAUUAUGCCCUGUAGUUCAAACAAAUGAUGUCAAAGCCUCAUCGCCGAUCUGGCAUGAGCUAGUCAAGUUUGAUAUCGAUGUGGCUGAUAUACCACGAAUGGCUCGCCUCUGUAUCGCUCUUUUUGAUAAACGUAAAUCUAAAAAAGCAAGAAAGGGGGAUCUUCCAAUUGCAUGGGUAAAUACUAUGUUAUUUGAUCAUAAAGGAUACUUAAAAUCUGGUGAUCAGCAUCUUACGUUGUGGCCGAGGAAAAGAGAAAUGGAAUUUGAAAUAAAUCCGCGUGGAGUCAUUGGCCCAAGGCCAAAUUAUGAACGUUACACAGACAAGCAUGACGAUGUGGAUAUGGAGAAGUAUGGUACAUUAUCUAUCAAGUUUCUAUCUUAUGGAGACAAAAUUAUCUAUCCACCUUUCCAUACGGCUAGGGAUCAGGCCGCAAUCGAAAAUCUUAUUGAAGGUGAUUCUCUAAAAGUUAUGUCUGAAAGUGAAAAAGAAGCUUUAUGGACUUUUCGAGUGAAAUGCAUAGAUGUUCCAAGAUCGUUACCUAAAUUACUUCAGUCAUUGAAAUGGAAUCGUCGAGAAGAAGUCGCUCAAAUGCAAGCACUGUUACAAAUUUGGACUGAACUGCAGGCAGAAGAUGCCUUAGAGUUAUUAGAUUACAAGUUUGCAGAUAAAGCUGUUAGGGAAUUUGCGGUAAAAUGCUUAAGAAAACUCAAUGACGAUGAUCUAUUUCAGUACCUGUUGCAGCUUACUCAGGCGUUAAAAUACGAACCCUACCUUGAUUGUGCUCUUAGUCGAUUUUUACUAGAGCGAGCUCUUUUAAGCAGAAGGAUUGGACAUUUCUUCUUUUGGUAUUUAAGAGCUGAAAUGCAUGAUGAUGCCGUUAUAAUUCGCUUUAGUAUGCUCCUUGAUGCUUACUUACGAAGUAAUCAGUCCCAUAUGAAAAUACUGCAAAGACAACAGUGUGACGCCUUAAAGCAGAUGGCAAUAUUAAAUGAAGAAAUGAAAGAAUAUCUAGAUGAAAAUGCUCAUGAACGUUACAAGAUAUUAAGGAAUAAACUAGAAGAUCCUAAGUUUAAAAGUAGCCUAUGUGACUUCUAUUGUCCACUCGCUCCUACUUGUAAAGCUGGUAAUUUAAUUAUUCAUCAUUGUAAAAUUAUGGACUCAAAGAUGAAACCAUUGUUGCUGGAAUUCGAGAAUGCGUCAGAUCAAUUUUCACUUGGUGACCGCGCUUCUCGAAAAUAUGGUGAACCAAUUUUGAUCAUGUAUAAGAAAGGAGAUGAUCUACGUCAAGAUGCACUUACAUUGCAAAUUUUUAAAAUUAUGGAAAACAUUUGGCAAGAGGGCGGUUUGGAUCUUAGAAUGAUUCCUUACGGCACCAUGCCCACCGGUAAAGAAACAGGAUUAAUAGAAAUUGUUCAGAAUUCUUUUACAUUGGCUAAUAUUCAUAAAGAAAUUUAUGGUAAUACUUCUGGUGCAUUACGAAAAGAUACAUUGCACACCUGGAUGAAGAGGAAGAGUAAAGAUUCAGACAAUUUUCGGAGAGCUAUACAAGAAUUCCGUUCAUCUUGUGCCGCAUAUUGCGUAGCUACUUACAUUUUAGGGGUUGGUGAUCGUCACAGUGAUAAUAUUAUGAUUAAAGAGAAUGGUCAACUUUUCCAUAUAGAUUUUGGCCACUUUUUGGGGAAUUUCAAGUAUAAAUUUGGUAUCAAACGUGAACGGGUCCCAUUUAUUUUAACACCAGAUUUCGUGUAUAUAGUUAAGAAUGAUCGAGACGACAAUAAUACCGAGUUAUCAAGGUUUACUGAUGUAUGUGAAAAGGCAUUUAUGCUAAUCAGAGAAAAAGGAAAUAUGUUUAUCAAUUUAUUUAGUAUGAUGGUAUCUGCGGGAAUUCCGGAAUUAAGCAGUAUACGUGAUAUUCGCUAUUUACUAGAAACAUUAAAGCUAUCUAGCCAUGAAGCAGAGGCCCUUCGAAGCUUUCAGGGCAAAUAUAAUGAUGCUGUAAGAAAUGGUUGGAAAGCAACCCUAAACUGGGUUAUCCACAACAAUGCCAAAGAUAACUAG